This is a messenger RNA of Suillus clintonianus, 1310 nucleotides long. Its product is annotated as ATP synthase (F/14-kDa) subunit-domain-containing protein. The transcript is spliced from 4 exons. Gene Ontology annotation, cellular component: fungal-type vacuole membrane. The record is from RefSeq and is a predicted model, not a curated record. Lineage: Eukaryota; Fungi; Basidiomycota; Agaricomycetes; Boletales; Suillaceae. The coding region runs from base 409 to 885 and encodes 158 amino acids. Gene Ontology annotation, biological process: monoatomic ion transmembrane transport. Gene Ontology annotation, molecular function: proton-transporting ATPase activity, rotational mechanism.
CUAAUUGCAAAAUCCCACUUCUUGCUGAUCUCCCGUAGGACCCAGACAACGCACCACUCGUCAUCAAUGGAGUCCCCGACGCGCAUACGCCCUUCAAGCAUCCAUUUGUUAUCCCUGACUGCAGCGGUAUCGAUGUCUUUCGCGACUUUUACCUCGAAGGGGUCUCUGUGCCAGAGAAAAUUUGGCAAAAGCUCAGAGACAUAUACUUGCACGCAUGCUGCGAGUGUCGUUGCAGAUGAUUUUUCUGCUAGUGCUGGAGGAGGAUAUAGGGUGUACUGAAUUGUGUCCUCUGAGAUCGAAGGCGGGCGAUUGAAAAUGUCCAUCGCCGUGGUAGAUUAUUGGAAGACCCUUGUUAAGAUCGUCGUUUAUAUCAGACAAAACUAGUAUCUUCCUGACUAGGGGAGACUGAUGGUCGGGGUUGUGUUUGUCAGCGAGGGUGACCCCGACUCAUUUCCUUUCUUGGUUCACCGAAGAGCACCAAUGGCGUCGACUACUGCCUUCAAGGACAGAAAUCUCAUCGCUGUCAUAGGAGAUGAGGACUCAAUAACUGGUCUGCUUCUUGCAGGCAUCGGUCACAUCAACGAGCACCAGAGGAAGAACUUUCUCGUCGUAGACUCUAGUAAGGUUUUCGGCGUGUUCCCCGUCAUCGCAUGCUCAGAGAUGAGUCCAGAAACACAAAUAUCAUCGAUCGAAGCCGCGUUCCAGGAGUUCACUCAACGGAAGGACAUCGCCAUCGUCCUCAUCAACCAGCAUAUAGCAGAGAAGAUACGACCGACGGUGGAUCGCUAUCAAGAAGCAUUCCCUACGUUGCUCGAGAUACCUUCUAAGGACCAUCCAUAUGGUGAGCACCGGACACACCUACAUUCUCCGUGUAAUCUGCACUAAAGCUGCAAAUCCAGACCCUUCGAAAGAUUCGGUAUUGAAGCGCGUUCAGAGGCUUUUCGGCGAGUAGACAGCGUAUGCUACAUUACUCGCAUUGGCAUAUAUGUACCAUAUAAUACAGAUGUGCAUGGCAAGUAGAGUACUUCUACUAUGCCAAGAUAAUGGAUGACCUGCUCCCCUACCUUCGAAUUAGGUAUCAGGGUGGCAAGUUCAGCAAUUUAUGCCGAAGUGAACCGCAUGAUGGGCUCGUUCUCCCGGACACCUGGUGCUCGUUCAACGAAUACCCUCACUGGAUGCCGGGUUUCUGAGUUUGGUAUGUCAAUCAGGAGGUACCGGAAGACGAAGUAGCCCUCGUCGUUCUGUUGAUUAUGAGCAAUGGCGGAUAUUCUUUGGAGAAUUACAUACCCGGACAAGAUCGGCAUGGACCU